CCUGGGGGCCGCAGCCGGCGGCCGAGCGCCCAGGGCCGGCGGCGGCCGGGUCAUGUAGACGAGCAGAUUUAAUGUGAAGAUGGGACUGUUGGUGUUUAUGCGUAACCUGCUGCUAGCCCUCUGCCUCUUUCUGGUACUGGGAUUUCUGUACUAUUCUGCUUGGAAGUUGCACCUUCUCAGAUGGGAGGAUUCAAAUUCAGUGGUUCUUUCCUUUGACUCCGUUGGACAUACAAUAGGCUCAGGAAGGAGAGAGAGAAAAACUGUGGCUAUUGUGCUUCCGCUGUCCAUCCCAUCUCACCUUGCUGCAGACCCAGGAAAAGACAGAGCCCAGAAAGAACCCACAGAAACAAUGGCAGCUCCAGGCCCAGCCAUUCCUAAAUAUGACAAACUGGGCUUUCUCCUGAACCUGGACUCAAAAUUGCCUCCAGAAUUGGCAUCAAAGUAUGCAAAUUUCUCUGAGGGAGUGUGCAAGCCUGGUUAUGCAUCAGCGCUCAUGACUGUCAUCUUCCCAAAGUUCUCGAAGCCGGCUCCAAUGUUCCUGGAUGAUUCCUUCAGGAAAUGGGCACGUAUCAGGGACUUUGUACCCCCAUUUGGAAUUAAAGGACAAGAUAAUCUGAUCAAAGCCAUCCUGUCAGCAACCAAAGAUUACCGUCUAACUCCAGCUCUUGACAGUCUCAGCUGCCGGCGAUGUAUUAUUGUGGGAAAUGGUGGAGUACUUGCAAAUAAGUCAUUGGGGUUAAAAAUUGAUGACUAUGAUGUUGUUGUCAGGUUGAACUCGGCUCCAGUGAAGGGCUUUGAAAAAGAUGUGGGUGGCAAGACAACUCUCCGGAUCACAUAUCCUGAAGGUGCAAUCCAGAAAAUGGAGCAGUAUGAGAAGGAUUCCCUGUUUGUUCUGGCGGGAUUCAAAUGGCAGGAUUUCAAGUGGCUGAAAUACAUUGUUUACAAGGAGAAAGUGAGUGCCUCUGAUGGCUUUUGGAAGUCAGUGGCAACCCGUGUCCCAAGAGAACCUCAUGAGAUACGUAUUCUGAAUCCCUACUUCAUCCAGGAGGCAGCUUUCAGCUUCAUCGGACUGCCUUUCAACAACGGCCUGAUGGGCAGAGGGAACAUCCCCACCUUGGGAAGCGUAGCAAUAACCAUGGCGCUCCACAACUGUGAUGAGGUGGCGGUAGCUGGGUUUGGCUAUGACAUGAGUUCACCCAAUGCACCGCUGCACUACUAUGAGAACAUCAAGAUGUCUGCCAUCAAAGAGUCCUGGACGCACAACAUCCAGCGGGAGAAGGAGUUCCUGCGGAAGCUGGUGAAAGCCCGAGUCAUCACUGACCUAACCAGUGGGAUUUGAGUGGCUGCAGCCACUGCCUCCAAGGGAGGAGACGAAGACACACGCUGCAGCUCUGGGAGCAGGCACUGGCAGCCCCCUGCAAGAAUCCCACCUCACUGAAGACACACAGAGAUGCCCAGGUGCUCUGGGAAGACCCUCUCGCAUUGCCAGUCUGCACGAGGGUUGCAUCUGCUGCCUCCAGGCCUGGAGCUGGCAGAAGGUGGGCAAGGGGCUGAGUGGGCAGUUCUUGAACUCUGCAUCGCAGACAGAUCUUCUGUGUCCUGAAUUAAACAGGAAAGACUCAGGAGAGAGAAGAAAGGUUUGUGAAUAAAACGAUUUGUGCCAAAUGGGAGGUGAUGCUGCCCCAACGCAGCAAUGCCUGAAUGUACAAAGUAUUAUUUUUUAAAAGAAACUCUGCUGGAAUCAUACUAGAAAUACCAAGGUGCAAGGCAAAGUCUGCUUGUGCACAGCCCUGCAAAAAGCCCGGCCUCACCAUGCUCCAUCUGCAUUGUCACUGGCCUCAGACCUUCCCCCAGGAAAACAAAUCCGUCCAAAACUUCGGUGUCAUUGGUGCUGCUAUAAUUCGAAGGGAGAACAAUGGCUUUCCCUUGUUCUCCACUUGGAGCUUCUGGAUGGAGAUGAGCAUGGGUUUGUUUUUCUGCACUUUUCCUUGCUUCCUGCAUAGAGGCGGCAGCAGCAGCCACUUACUUGGCUGCGUUUUCCAUAGCCAUUUGCCCUGCUCUGCCUCUGCUCUGACCCCAAGGUGGAGCGGGGAGCCGAUGGCUUUCUCUGCCUGCAGCAGACCCUCCCCACCUUCCUGCCUGUCACGGCACUGAGGAGCCUGCCUCGUUGUGCUCAAGGCUUUCAGGCCUCUUGGUUUGUGCCUGCUGUGCAGGGUCCCCAUGGAGUCCAUGCCGAUUGGUGUCACUGUUUCUGGACAGCAUCUCGCUUUAUUUUUGUGUAGGAGAGGAGUAAUUUAUUCUUUGGAAGGAGGUCAGAUCUUGCGCGGAGAUCUGAAGCUUUACAGUUUGAGAGCAGGCCGCCGAAGAUGUUUGUUUUACAUUCCAGACUCGAUCAUGUUCCCUAUUUAAGCGACGUGUGACCUCAGUGAUGAUGGAGCCUGCUGGCACGGGUGGGGGCCUGCUGGGAACCCUCACCCUCUGCUCGGCCCCUGCUCACUUCAUUUCCAAGCUCCUCCCGUGCUGCUCUAGCACUGCUGCUCCUCCUGCUCUCAGGAGCAUGUCCCUUCCUUUGCCGUCUUGGUCCCGAGAUGCAGUAUUUGCACAUUUGAUUUGUAUAUGUAUUUCAGAGGAGCUGGAAUAAACUGAGCAACGUGGCUGAGUGCGAGGACAGCAGGGUGGUCUCAUCCACCUGGAGAGCGUGGGCAGAAGGGGGAUUGCCAGGGGAAUGGUUACAGGUGGAAAUUGGCUCCCACGCUCUCCUAGCCUGGAGCAGGCUGGACUGCGCCCAUGGGCACUGUCCCGAGCCAAAUCCCUGUGUGUCGAGGCACUGGCGUGCAGCCAGCCAGUGCUGGGGUCAGUGGAGGGGGGAUCCCGGAGGGAUGCUGGCUGGGCUCAUGGGCCCUGGUGCUGCAUCUGACGUAGCCUGAGGAUUGCAGUCUGCCUUGCUCUGAGCUGAAGGGAGAACAUGGCCCUAACAUGGACAAGAGAUGCUCAGAGCAGGGCUCGCAUGGUUCCCCUGGGCUGCCUCUGCUUCCACUGACUUGCAGGAGGCUGUGGCUCUGGGGCUGAGACCCCAGAGGAGACGUGCAGGAGGGGCAGGCAGUGACCCAGGCGUGGGGCAGAGGAGCAAAUUGUAUGGAAUGGUUUGAGACCAGGCUGCAGCCAGAGGCAGCUCUCAGGACAUGGUGCUGGGUGCUGCCCACAGACUGGCGUGGGAUGUGCCCCUCAGGAGCCUCUCCUGUGUGGUGUGCCCGUAGCCAAGGAGCUUGCUCAGGGGCAAGUCCUGUCCAGCUUCUGGUCGUGUCUGCUGCUUGCCUUGUAGUCUGGGAGCAGCUUAAAGAUUCUGCUCUUCUAGGUCGCAGAAAACAGAUGCUGGGAGGCUCUUCCUUCCCUUUCCCCUUCCCAUGUCCCUUCCCCUGUCCCUCUGGCCUCCCAGCCAGACGGUCCCUGCUCCCCCCAGUACAUGUGCCCCCCCAGGAUGCUCUGUGAGGUCUCCAGCAUGGAGAGCUGGGGUUUCCAGCAGUUUUUUGAGCAUAUGCUGUGGCAGAUACUCCUUUGAAUAUUCUCCCCCAAUUUGUUUUUCCUGCUCAAGGAGCCCAAGGGACUGGAUUUCCAUGGCUCUCGCCAGGUGACAUUCCCUUUGCGGUUCCUGUGUGUCAGCCUGGACCUGGGACCAUCAUCCAUAGAGUCCCUGCCAUGGUGGCAGUGGGGAUGCCUGGGCUGGACCUGGCCGAGGUUGUGGCUGGGGAAGGGUGAGCACCCGCCCUCCGCCUUGGUGCUUGAACUGGGUCUUUAACCAGCUGCAGUGGGAGCCCUGGGGAGGUGAUGGGCCGCAUCCAUAUGCUCCAGUGAGCUGAGAUGCCAGAGGGCGGGUGGCUACAGCCAGGAGGAGGAGGGGGGUGAAGAGCCUUUGGUGUCUGUGCUGGGCUCCUCUCCACCCCUGGGGGAAGCACCCCCAUGGAGGUUUGUGAUGGCAUUAAUUUGAUUUAGUCUGUUUUAUUGAGCACUACAAAGCUACAGGGCACCUUUAUCUUCCAGCUCACUGGCUCCAGGCCCAAGGAGAGAGCAUGGCCCCUGCUCUGCUUUCCCUGGCGUCCCAGCUCCCCACCACAGCCGGGGACAGGUCCUGAUGGCAAGCUGUCCCUGCAGACCAGGGAGGUGACUCCAAGCCCUUCCCUCCACCUUGGUGGCAGUCUCCAGGCAGAAGUGCCCAGGCUGAAUAGAUGAGUGCGUGGCCCAGGGUGACUGUGGUGGGUCAGGACCACCUGCAAUUAGAAGGAAAGAGAGGAUGGGGGUUGUUUGAGCGCCAAAGGCUCCCUCUAACUCCCUGUCCCAUUUGACAUCAGUGGGGCAAGCACACCCACGGAGCAGCCCUGUGGCUGGGCGAUGGGGGUGUUCACCCCAGCCCUGGGAGCAGUGCUCAGCGCUGGGUUUCGCUCCUGGAUGCUGUUCCUUUGGCUGCCUCCCCGCGUGCACCUGCAGCCACCUCCCGCCCUCCGAAACGCUGCAGUCCUGCCAGCUCGGAGCGGUGCACGCGGGUCAGAGCAGGGUCAGUGGGACGGAUGUGAGUCUUGGCCUCUCCCUCGCAGUGACUCACCUUUUCAGCUCGGGAGGGAGAGCCCAGGGGAAUUCUCCACAGCCUAAAUAUAGAGCGGGGUUGCCUGGCGCCUCUGACGCGCUGCGGUGCAGAAAGGCCACUCGAGUGGCAGGGCACCUGCAUAGAGGGAGGCCGGGGAAGUGCAGGGAGGUCGGGGAGCCAGCUCCCGCAGCGGGGUUUUGCUCCAGCUGGUGCAGAGAGCGGGUCUGGGGAGCUGCAGGCCAGCCAGCACGUGCUGCUCCGGGGGAGAGGGGCUGCCAGAGAGCUGCUGCUGCGCUGACCGCACCAUGAGCGCGGGCUGCUCGUGCAUUUGUGGCAUACAGCCUUCCCCAGUGCCCACCACCCUGGCGUCGGGCUCCCUCCACCAGCUCACCCCGUUAGGGCUGGCCAUUGUGUGGCCUCAAGCUCACACGUGCCAAACGGAGGCACCACGGCCAGGGAUCCUCUGUGGCCCAGCGUCACUCAGCCGAGCAUCUCUGGGCUUCCAGCGUCUCCUUUUCCUGGGAGGGAGCAGCAGGGAGGCCCUGCCCUGCCGUGCUGCUUUACCCCUCGGUGUGGGCGCUGCUGAGAGAGGGGGAAGGUGUCAGGACAGGGCUAUCUAUCUGUCUGUCUGUAUCAAACAGGGGCAGGCAGGCUGGGUAUGGGCAGCACCAGGGGUGGGCAAGGGCUUCCAGACUGCCUGGCAGGGAGGCGGCCACCAUGCUGAGCUCCACCGGCACCAGCAUGGCACGUGCCAUCAGUCCAAGCGUGCAUCAGACGCAGUAUUAGAGACGUGUCCUUCGGUGCGGGCAACCCAGGCCACUGCCCAGCCCCUCCGGGCACCUGCUCCUCACACAGCCUGCACAGGGACUCGCUCCAAAGGCCGGUGUGCUCGUCGGUACUGUACCAAGCUGAGAUGCAAGAACUCAAUGAGUUUUUAAAAUUAGUUUUAGUUUCUGCGAUUUUUUUUAAUUUCCCCUCUAGGCAGGGAGGGCAAUAGUCUCGCAGGCUCCUCCAAGCCAGCUUAUGUCACAUCAAUUCAGUCAUAUCACAGAAGCAAUAAAGCUAUCAAACAAG
This is a messenger RNA of Gymnogyps californianus (California condor), 5653 nucleotides long. It is a transcript of the gene ST3GAL3, whose product is annotated as ST3 beta-galactoside alpha-2,3-sialyltransferase 3. The transcript is spliced from 13 exons. NCBI's taxonomy places the organism in Eukaryota, Metazoa, Chordata, Aves, Accipitriformes, Cathartidae. Gene Ontology annotation, molecular function: sialyltransferase activity. The record is from RefSeq and is a predicted model, not a curated record. The coding region runs from base 80 to 1339 and encodes 419 amino acids.